GACAUGAGGCUAAAGCAAAAAUAAUUGUAUCUUUUGAGAGAAUUAAAAAUCAAUAGAAACCAGCACAAUAUUCCACAAUCUCAACAUGUGCUGGACUAUUACAUAAGCUCAGUUCUUCGAAUGCCAUUUAUAUUUCCAGUUAAACGCUUCUGGGUACAUUCAACGACACACAUGAGCCAUGGACUGGAUAGAAUAUGAGGGCAGGAGUGUGCAGUCAGUCAGUGUGGCCCAAAACACCUGUGUCACCUUGAUGCUACAGGACUCUCCAUCAAUACCAAUCAUCAACAGGGUGCAGGGGAGGAGGCGGCUUUGAACGACACUGCCUCUCCCUUUCCUCUCUCUCUCGCUCACUCUCUCCGCCAUGGCAGGAGGAAGGGAUCAAUGCCGUGAAUGGUCCUCCCCUCCUUGCUCACUACUCUCAUUAUUAUAGCCCAUGAAUAGUCAAUAACAAACCAACAGGCAGGAAAUGAAGGAGAAGAUGCUUAGUUCAAUGCCUGGAGUGAGUUCUUUUUCUGGAGAACUGGUUCUAACCAUGUGAGACGGACUUAUUUUGUUGCUGAGGAUUAUAGAAACUUACUUUUAUUCUAUUUGGAUUCUCUUUUUGGACUUAUCAACAGCCAUGGAGCCAUUGGUUUAAUACUGCGGUUGUAAAAUUUCACCAACCUGUGAGGAGCUGAAACUCUGUGGAGAAGCCAGAACAUUCUCCGAAGGCUGUGUUAUAAAUAUAAGACCCAGCUUUUCGUCCAGGAGCAGUGUGCAGAUGAACCGGUGUGGAGGGAAGCACAUGGUCAGCUAAGAGUGUGUGUUUUUCCGUCAGGUCGUCCCUGCAGUGUUUUGCGAGCGCUUCAGAGAGAGCCGCACACAGUGUAAUAACUGGGAGAAUGUUUCUCUGGGCUGGAAGCAAAGGAGCUCAAGGAUCUGGAAGUGAGAGAAGCAGGACCAUUUAUCAGAAGAUUCGUGGGUAUGAUGUUUUGGAGAAGAGGAGGACAGUCACAGCGCUGAAGGCUGGAGAGGACAGAGCCAUUCUCUUAGGCCUCAGCAUGAUCCUUUGCUCUGCCAUGAUGUACUUUGUGUUGGGCAUCACAAUGGUGCGCUCUUACUCAGACAGCGUUUGGACAGAGGAGUCAAACUGCACAGUACUGAACUCCGGUAUAGUUGCUGAGAUUAACUGCAGCUACAGUUGCGGCUCAGAGUGCCGGAAGAGCUCCAGGUAUCCCUGUCUUCAGGUAUACGUCAGUCUGAACUCCACCGGGAAAGUUCUGCGACUGUCAUACAACGAGGAGGCCUAUGAGGCCAACCCUGAGUGUUUUUACAUCCCAAAGUGCCGCAAGGAUCACACACUGAUGCACACUAUUGUGAUGAACAUCUCUGAGCGACUGAAAACAAACACACAGGUUUUGUGUUACUACGACCCCUCAGAGCAGCAGGACAGCGUCCUCCUGACACGUCUCUAUGGACGCGGGGCUAUCAUUAGCUCCCUCCUCUGGCCCACGUGCACGCUGGUGGGGGGCACGCUCAUCAUCGGACUGGUCAAGCUCACUCAGUACCUGUCCUUCUUGUGUGAGCAGAUCGGCCGCAUUAAAAGGAUGGGGCUCUACCCCCUAACAAGAGCUUCUCACAACAACGUCAGCACUCGGAAGUAUAAUGGCGGCAUCCAGGAUGGGGUUUGAUUGUGAACGGAGAAAGCAAUGUGCGAAUUUGUCAAUGGACCUUUUUUCUACCAUUCUGCCAUACAGCAACAGUGUUUUCACUUUCAUGUGCUCUUGCUCUGCUGUUCCAUCUGCCUUGUUAACCUUUCCUGGUUGUGUUGGCAAGGCUGAAGUGUUGAGAAUGAGAACUUCGUGUAACAUUGAGAGAUCAAUAGAGCCCCUAGUGGUCGUAGUUGGAUGUUCCUACAAUCAGACUGGGUCAGGUCCAAUCCUAAUGCUCAAGGGUCAAAAUACACAGUCAUGUUAUGGGGUCUCGAUUACACUUUCUGACCACCGGAUCGCAGAGACUCCAUUCCAAGAUGCUACUGUGUAGUGAUAUGUCUCAACCAUCUGACACUUAUGUAAUUACAGAAAUUAAAAGUAGUUUACACUACUUCCUUCAGCAGAGACUGCUGUCAUUGAUGGCUCUUUGACAAACACCUGUGGAGCAACUCAAAGCCAAAGUUCAUUUGUUGAUCACUAUACUGUAACUCUUAAAGGGAAAGAUCACCAAAAAUGAAAAUGACAUCAUUUUCUCGCCCUCAUGUUAGACCUGUAUAAAUUUCUUUCUUCUAUGGAACACAAAAUAUGUUUUGAAUGAACGUUGGGGUCCAACAACACUGGACCCCAUAGACUUUAGACAAAAAACAGAUUCAGUUUUUUCAAAAUGUCCUCUUACGUGUUCCGCAGAAGAAAGUACUCGUACUAUAUUCUGAAAGAUUUGUGUUUAUUUCCACUUCAAGAUGAAUUACUUGUAUUACUAAUUAGUUUAUCGCCUUAGAUAAAAGCAUCUGCUAAAUGAAUAAAUGUCAAGGAAGUCAUCCAGGUUUGGAACGCCAUGAAGGUGAGCAGAUGAUGACAAAACUUUA
Messenger RNA from Pimephales promelas (fathead minnow), 2557 nucleotides. The record is from RefSeq and is a predicted model, not a curated record. NCBI's taxonomy places the organism in Eukaryota, Metazoa, Chordata, Actinopteri, Cypriniformes, Leuciscidae.